Messenger RNA from Annulohypoxylon maeteangense, 2192 nucleotides. RefSeq lists its product as uncharacterized. The transcript is spliced from 2 exons. The record is from RefSeq and is a predicted model, not a curated record. The coding region runs from base 738 to 2192 and encodes 484 amino acids. Lineage: Eukaryota; Fungi; Ascomycota; Sordariomycetes; Xylariales; Hypoxylaceae.
CAACGUCUAUCUCGGACCCGAUCAACACCUCGUUUGAAAGUUCGCGAACUAUUAAUCAGUGUAAACCAACUUCACGCCGCCCACUCACUGAUCUCGAAUAUGGCUCAGCCUGCCUCGACUCUAGCUUAAUCUCGAUAGACUAUGACGGCUCUGGAGAUUUGCGAUAAAAGUCAAGCGCCAAUAGAACAGGCACCCCAUUGACCGCUUUAUUCUUAGCAAUUGCGCUGUAACGACGACCUACCAAUCAUCCCGCAGCGUUGCAAUAAUCAAGACUUUGAUCAGGAAAGCCACAUGCACGUAAGACCGGACAUCAUGCCCGGCCAAUAACACUCGAACACACGCAUCUUCACAUCGCCCUGAAGUAGUGUAAACACAAGUGAUAAUGGUUUUGAUCAAAAGAUACGCCUAUUUAGUACCUUUCAAUCAAGGCCAUGAUCAAAAGUUACCGUUAAGGAGUGUCCGUUGAUCAUGGCGAUGAUCAAAUAUGCCCUCCUCCCACUUAUGGCAUGACUAUGACUGGGUCAAUUGGGUAUUCGUAAUAUACAGUGAGGGAACGAGCCAAUGGAACGGCCUAAUUUACAUGUACUGCCAAUAAUCUAGUAUCAAGAAGAUUCAAAGACCGCUUUAAAUCCCAUCAAGUGCAGCUGUGGAUGAUGUUUUUCUGUGAUCAUCUACAUUCCAGCCGAACAUUCCAGCCGUAGGUACAGAGUAAUUAUACCGUAUGCCAAUUUGGUGCAAUGGCGUUUGUUUGGCAUUGUUGUCAUUGCAAAUGGGAAGGUUAUGGCGCUAUGUCCACAACGCUUUACCCGGCGUGUCUGUCUUGCCAGCAAGAAAGAUGCGGCUACUGUGACGUGCAUUCUGUCUCCGAUGAAAGGGCGGAAGGAAUGGGCACUUUAUAUUCAAGACCCGAGGCAGAUGGGGUGAUUACCGAACGUGAGGCUCUGCGUGGACUAGAAACAAGUCACCCGUUCACCGAAAGAGCCUCACAGUUACAAGCUAAGAACAUGGCCGUGGAUCAGAUUCCCUCUAGGUACUCAGCUGCUACCAACUCGGAACCAGUCCCCUUGGUUUACUAUAGUCACAACAAUACCGGAUCAAUUAGUGGGGUUGAAUCAGAAAUCAGCAGGCCGAGUCUGCUGUAUGCCGACAGAGAAUGCACCCCCCACAGCAGUUGCCCGGAUACCACUGAUCCAUCUGACUCCCCUUCAACUAUUGACAAGGAUGAGAAAUCGGCAGGCAUUCUCUUCGGGGAAAGCUGUUUGAAUCCCACGAGUUCUAUCGCUCCUCAGUAUUACUAUUUCCCCGAGUUAGGUGACGCAGAGGGUAAUGGAAUUGACCCAAUCGAUCCCGAGUUGGAAAUGGAAAUAGCUGGCGCAGAUGCUAUCGAGCCGCUACGACAUCAGUGGGAUAUUCCUGACUUCCCGAUACAUGUGGAUCCACUCAAUAUCGCAUAUUAUCCUGAUAGCUCUCAGCUUCGCACUCCAUGGACCAAUGAUAUUAUUCAACAUUUGAGUACACCUUGCCCAAUGCCAUCAAUGGCUGACCAGUGUAAGACAUCUUCGUCACCAGCACCCUUUUCUCCAGGUACCUCGUUGCACCAAAGCACCGAUCAGCAGCAUAUUACCAAAAAAGGCAAACCCACCCAAAUUUCCAAGUCUUGCAAGUUUUGCGAGUCUUGUUUAUCAAGAGAGAAACUGAAUGGCAAAUCCAAAUAUCUUGCUUGUCUAUUCUACAAACUCAACCCAGAGCAGCAUAUCAAGUGCAUUUCCAAGGAGUUCAGUACUAUUGGUCAUUUGCGACAACAUUUGGACAAGCACCACAAAUUAGAGAAAUACUACUGCAAUCGUUGCUGGGUAUCUUUCAAGGACGAGGGGUCAUUGAAAGCACACCCUGAGUGCCAACCAAUGGGUGGGGUCCCCGUUAACGACCUGGCGCCAAUCUCUAAGACUCGAGAUAUGAAGGCCGACAAAAAGUGGUAUUUGAUUUGGAAACAACUUUUUGGGGAAAGCACCCCCUCUCCAGAGUGCCCCUAUUCACACCCCAUACAAGAUUUCAAAAGCUACAAUUUUGAUAACCUCCACCGAAAUCUCGAAAUGAGGGGCUCCGUCUUCAGUCUUGCUGAAAUUAAGCAAGUAUCCUCAAAGCUGAGAACACAGUCAAUGGCGCGGAAUCAAUUGAUUUCUGAUGGAUAG